Triplophysa rosa is the source of this 1997-nucleotide messenger RNA. Its product is annotated as gastrula zinc finger protein XlCGF57.1-like. The record is from RefSeq and is a predicted model, not a curated record. Gene Ontology annotation, biological process: regulation of transcription by RNA polymerase II. The coding region runs from base 114 to 1760 and encodes 548 amino acids. Gene Ontology annotation, molecular function: RNA polymerase II cis-regulatory region sequence-specific DNA binding; DNA-binding transcription factor activity, RNA polymerase II-specific. The transcript has 4 exons. NCBI's taxonomy places the organism in Eukaryota, Metazoa, Chordata, Actinopteri, Cypriniformes, Nemacheilidae.
AUGACUUGUCAAUCAGCCGCUGCGUCUCGCUUCAGUCCAGCAGGUGGCGCAAACGCAGCACGCGUCACAUAAGACAGCGCGGGAAGAAACAGCAGCUCUCAAUUUCACCUGCAAUGUCCAUGAUGAUGGUGCAGGUGGAUGUGAUGUGCUGUAAAUCAGUAGGAACUGAUCUGUCUAUGCUGGAUAUUGAUGAUUUGAUGACAGAAAUCUGUCAGCUGAAGAAAGAGGUGAAGUUACUGGAGACAAAACUCAGAGAGAGAGACCAACUCAACAGAAAGGAUGUAUGUGGUGUUUCUCUCUGUGAUCAAACAUCUCCAGAUCUUCUGCUUUCUGUCUGUAAUGAAGAGCAGAAGACAUCAGUGAAGCUGCUGGACUGUGAGAUGGAGCUGAAAACACAAAUCAAAGAAGAACAGACAGAUGAAGAUGAUGUGUUUUAUUCAGACCUGAUGGAGGUGAAGGAGGAAAGUUCAGAACCGAAUGAAAUGGAGGAGAAACCUCAUCAUCUCAUAAUUGGAGAAGAAUCUCUGAGCUGCUUGAACAUUGAACAGAAUUUCUUGCCAAAGAAUAGUCAGAUAGCAACAGACAAACAAUCUCCUACAUGCGCUCAGUGUGGAAAGACCUUCAAUCGUAAAUCCAAACUUAAUGCGCAUAUGAAAAUUCACACGGGAGGAAAGCGUUACAUGUGUGAUCGAUGUGGAAAGAGCUUCUCUUGUAAAUACCAACAUAAUUCACACAUGAGAAUUCACACUGGAGAACAUCUUCAUACGUGUGAUCAGUGCGGAAAGAUCUUCACUCGUAAAUCUGAUCUAAAUAAACACAUGAGAAUUCACACCGGAGAACGGCCUUACAGAUGUCAUCAGUGUGGAAAGACUUUUACUCGUAACUGCCACCUUAAGAGACACAUGGAAAUUCAUACAGGAGAAAAAUCGUAUCGAUGUGACCAGUGUGAAAGGACCUUCACUCGUAAAGACCAGCUUAAUGCGCACAUAAGAACUCACGCUGGAGAAAAGCCUUACACAUGUGAUCAGUGUGGAAAGAGCUUCAUUCGUAAAGACCGACUUAAUUUGCACGUGAGAGUUCACACUGGAGAAAAAUCGUAUAAAUGCGAUCAGUGUGGAAAGAACAUUGUUUCUAAACAGAGCUUUCAAGAUCACAUGAGAGUUCACGCCGGAGAAAAGCCUUACACAUGUGACCAGUGUGGAAAGAGCUUCAUUCGUAAAGACCGACUUAAUUUGCACGUGAGAGUUCACACUGGAGAAAAGUCGUACAGUUGUGAUCAGUGUGGAAAGAGCAUCGUUUCUAAACGCAGCUUUCAAGAUCACAUGAGAAUUCACACCGGAGAAAAGCCUUACGCAUGUGACCAGUGUGGAAAGAGCUUCAUUAAAAAAUGCAUCCUUAAAGCUCACAUGAGAGUUCACACCGGAGAAAAGCCGUACAGAUGUGAUCAGUGUGGAAAGAGCUUUGCAUGGACAUCGACUCUGAAAGUGCAUCGUCGUCGUCAUUCUGGAGUGAGAUCAUUUCAGUGUGAACUGUGCAGUAAAGCCUUCAUCAUUGCAGAUGCGCUGAGGAGCCACAUGACGAUUCAUUCAGAUGUGAAGCCUCAUGCUUGUUCCAUCUGCGAAAAGACCUUCACACGAGUCUCCUAUCUGAAAGAGCACGAGAAAACACACACGGCUGUGAAAUCUCAUAUGUGCUCGGAGUGUGGCAAAACCUUCACUAGAUCUGACCAUUUGAAGAAACACCAGAGAAGGUCACACUGAAGAGAAAUCUCACCACUGCUCCUCACGUGGAUUUAAUUUAAAAGAAUCAAGACGUCUUGGGAUUCACAUGAAGAAGUGUUGCAAAGUUCAUCCUCAGAAAACUGUUCAGAACAGAAGAUCCCUGAGAUGUUAAAAUGACUAGUGUGUUGACCUUCACUGAAUGUUUCUUGUCAAACUUUGUAAUGAUUUAGUAAAAAGGUAUACACUCUAAAGAAUGCUGGGGUCUUUUCAAAUGAA